GGCAGCGUAUGGGAAGAAACAAGCUGAAGUCUUUCGGGCCACUAAUGUGUCGAAUGGCAAUGCUCAUCCAUGUUCGCAGUGGGAGCUUCUUCUUCAAGACCUUGGGCAUCACUCUUCUUUUCAUGGCUGGUUUUCCUGAUGAUCUGGUUCAACGAGAAACUAAAUACCGGAACCUUGACUUGCUUCAGAAGUAUUAUAGGACGGAUGAGGAUGCUGAAGGGGAGGAAUUAUUUCUUCCACAUCCUAUGACUAGUGAUACUCAGGCUAGUCCAAGUUCUCAGCAGUUCUGUGGCAAGUCUGGUUCAACAAAAACAAAGGCGAAAAAACAAACUCACCCAAAUAGCAAGCCUCACAACAUACAGAGAUCUUCAUUCCCACAGACUGCACUUUUGAGUUCUGCACCUCCUACACAAUUUGGAGGUCAUCAGACCUCUAUUCUUCACGCUCAAGCAAUGGCAACAUUCCCGUCUCAGACGCCAUUAGAUGCUCAACCAAUCUCAAACUGUGCAAUCGCGAAUGCUGGUACGAGUAUCUCCUACUCUGGUCAAACCCCGUAUCACAUUUUUACACCACAACCAGCAAACACCUUUAUGCCUAUGGUAUAUUGGCCUCCCCCGAACACAUUUUCUCCGGGACCUUAUCAAUCUACAUAUGGGUACCAAUCUUUCCCUUCUACCGGAAACUACUUCGUCCAUCCACAGCCCUAUUACAACCAUCCGGCUUGCAGUCCAUUGAUCCCUAAAAUGGUGGAAGCAGCAGGAAAAAAUGGCGUGGCCUCGGCGGAAGCUGAUAGUGGCUACGAUUGCAGUUCAAGCAGUAUUGAACCAAAGAAGAAUUAGCAUAUCUGUCUUCCCUGUAAAUUACCAUAACUUGAGUUAUCUUAUUCUUAAUAAAAGACAUAUGCAAAGUGAUGCAUU
Messenger RNA from Pyrus x bretschneideri (Chinese white pear), 917 nucleotides. RefSeq lists its product as uncharacterized. Lineage: Eukaryota; Viridiplantae; Streptophyta; Magnoliopsida; Rosales; Rosaceae. The record is from RefSeq and is a predicted model, not a curated record. The coding region runs from base 9 to 839 and encodes 276 amino acids. The transcript has 3 exons.